AACACCCUUCUCUCCAUGCAGCAUCAAAACGCCGCCGUUUUUUCCAGAUUCUCGACCUUGCCUGUUUCUUUUUCUUCUCCGUCUUCCUCACGCUUCUCUGCCUUAUUUACUCGUCUGAAAAGCAAGAGCCCCGGGGGGAAGAAACACUCCCAGAGACCUUUAAGGUGGAGUGGGUGUAAUUGGGUUGUUCUCAAACAAAUGCCUGCCUCCUCUUCUCUCAAAUCUGGCUGUGAGGAUAAUGAUAACAACAUCAGUAAUAAUAAUAAUGGCUCUCUUCGUAGUUUCAAGCUGAACGAGUCCACCUUUUUGGCUUCUCUCAUGCCCAAGAAAGAGAUUGGUGCUGAUCGCUUUCUCGAUGAUCACCCGGAGUACGAUGGCCGCGGUGUUGUCAUUGCUAUCUUCGAUUCCGGUGUAGAUCCGGCAGCUGCUGGAUUACAGGUUACCUCUGAUGGGAAACCAAAAAUUCUUGACGUCCUUGAUUGCACUGGGAGCGGAGAUACUGAUACCUCAAAGGUGGUGAAGGCUGAUGCUGAUGGUCGUAUCUGCGGGGCAUCAGGGUCAUCUCUGGUUAUCAAUACUUCAUGGAAAAAUCCUUCUGGUGAAUGGCAUGUGGGUUAUAAAUUGGUUUAUGAGCUCUUCACAGAAACAUUGACUUCUAGAGUGAAGAAAGAAAGAAAGAAAAAGUGGGACGAGAAAAACCAGGGGGAAAUUGCCAAGGCUGUGAAAGAACUUGAUGAUUUUGAUAAGAAACACAUCAAAGUGGAGGAUGCAAAGCUGAAAAAGGCUCGUGAAGAUAUCCAGAAUAGACUUGACAUUCUUAGAAAGCAGUCUGAGAGCUACGAUGACAAAGGGCCUGUCAUAGAUGCCGUUGUUUGGCAUGAUGGAGAGGUGUGGAGGGUGGCUCUUGACACUCAGAGUCUUGAGGAUGAUCCAGAUAGUGGGAAGCUUGCUGACUUUAGUCCAUUAACUAAUUAUAGGACAGAGAGGAAGUAUGGUGUCUUCAGCAAAUUAGAUGCUUGUUCAUUUGUUGUUAAUGUCUAUAAUGAUGGGAACAUCUUAAGUAUUGUAACAGACUGCUCCCCCCAUGGUACCCAUGUUUCUGGUAUAGCUACUGCAUUCCACGCCAAGGAGCCCUUGUUAAAUGGAGUUGCACCUGGAGCACAAUUAAUAUCUUGUAAAAUUGGGGACUCUCGCCUAGGUUCAAUGGAAACAGGAACUGGUUUGACACGGGCAAUAAUAGCUGCUGUGGAGCAUAAAUGUGAUCUAAUCAACAUGAGCUAUGGUGAACCAACAUUACUUCCUGACUAUGGACGCUUUGUUGACCUUGUGAACGAAGCUGUAAACAAGCAUCGUCUGAUAUUUGUAAGCAGUGCUGGAAAUAGUGGUCCAGCAUUGAACACUGUUGGUGCUCCUGGUGGAACAUCUUCAAGCAUAAUAGGUGUUGGUGCGUAUGUCUCUCCUGCUAUGGCAGCUGGUGCACAUUGUGUAGUAGAACCUCCAUCUGAUGGGCUUGAAUACACUUGGUCUAGCCGAGGACCAACAGCUGAUGGAGACCUUGGUGUCUGCAUAAGUGCUCCUGGUGGUGCUGUUGCUCCCGUUCCUACGUGGACUCUUCAACAGCGCAUGCUAAUGAAUGGGACAUCAAUGGCAUCUCCAUCAGCCUGUGGGGGAAUUGCAUUACUCAUAAGUGCAAUGAAGGCUGAGGGCAUUCCUGUAAGUCCGUAUAUUGUGAGGAAGGCUCUUGAGAAUACAGCAAUUCCCAUAGGUGAUUCAGCCAAGGAUAAAUUAUCCACUGGACAAGGGCUUAUGCAAGUUGACAAGGCUUAUGAAUAUCUACAGCAAUCUCUAAAUGUUCCACGUGUUUGGUAUCAAGUAAAUAUCAAGCAAUGUGGAAAAAAAAAUCCGUCAUCACGAGGCAUCUACUUGAGGGAGGCUAGUGCUUGCCAGCAACCUACUGAGUGGACAGUGCAAGUCAGUCCAAAAUUUCAUGAAGAUGCCAACAAUUUUGAGGAUUUAGUUCCAUUUGAGGAGUGCAUUGAGUUACAUUCUACUGACAAUACAGUUGUGAAGGCUCCUGAUUAUCUAUUGGUAACUCAUAAUGGGCGCACCUUCAACACAUUCGUUGAUCCUACUAAUCUGAGUGCUGGUCUGCACUAUUAUGAGGUCUAUGGCAUUGACUGCAAAGCACCAUGGCGUGGUCCACUUUUUAGAAUUCCAGUAACCAUAACCAAACCCAAGGCUGUAACAAACCAGCCUCCACAAGUUGUAUUUUCAAAAAUGUUAUUCCAGCCAGGCCACAUAGAAAGAAGAUAUAUAGAAGUCCCACAUGGCGCAUCUUGGGUUGGAGCAACUAUGAAAGCAUCAGGUUUUGAUACAGCUCGAAGAUUUUUUGUGGACACUGUUCAGAUAUGCCCAUUGCAAAGACCUCUGAAAUGGGAGAGUGUGGCAACAUUUUCUUCUCCUGCUUCCAAGAGCUUUGUCUUUAAGGUAGUAGGUGGUCAGACAUUAGAACUUGUCAUUUCUCAGUUUUGGUCAAGUGGCAUAGGAAGUCAUGAAACUACCAGUGUGGAUUUUGAGGUCAUGUUUCACGGUGUAAGAGUUAAUCAAGAGGAAAUAUUACUUGAUGGAAGUGAAGCACCCGUAAGAAUUGAAGCUGAAGCACUACUGGCUUCUGAGAAACUUGCACCUGUGGCAAUUCUAAAUAAGUUAAGGGUUCCAUAUCGACCAGUGGAGGCAAAAAUUACUGCACUUUCAGCAGACCGUGAUAGGCUUCCUUCUGGAAAGCAGAUACUUGCUCUGAUCUUAACCUACAAGAUCAAAUUGGAUGAUGGAGCUGAAGUAAAACCUCAAAUAGCACUACUAAAUAAUCGGAUAUAUGAUACUAAAUUUGAGUCUCAAUUUUAUAUGAUUUCUGACUCAAACAAGCGUAUAUAUUCAAGCGGUGAUGCCUACCCAGAUUCAACAAAACUUCCCAAGGGAGAAUACAAUCUACAGUUAUAUUUGAGGCAUGACAAUGUCCAGGUUCUGGAAAAGAUGAAGCAGUCGGUGUUGUUCAUUGAGAGAAAUUUGGAAGACAAGGAUGCCAUUCGUUUAUGCUUUUUCUCUCAACCUGACGGUCCUUUGAUUGGAAAUAGCACUUUUAAAUCGUCAUCAUUAGUUCCAGGUAUAAAAGAGGCAAUUUAUCUGGGUCCACCACCUAAAGAUAAGCUUCCCAAGCAUUCUCCACCAGGAUCUGUACUAGUGGGAGCAAUAUCAUAUGGAAAACUAUCAACUGGGGAGAAUAAAAAUCCAGAAAAGCACCCAGUAUCAUAUCGGGUUUCUUAUAUCAUCCCCCCUAACAAGGUCGAUGAAGACAAGGGAAAAGGUUCUUUCUUAUCUGGCAAGAAGACAGUUUCUGAGCGUUUAGAAGAAGAGGUAAGGGAUGCAAAAAUACAAGUGCUGGGAGGCUUAAGACAAGAGAGUGAUGAAGAGUGCUUGGAAUGGAAGAAGCUAUCUACCUCACUUAAAUCUGAAUAUCCCAAGUAUACUCCUUUACUUGCAAAAAUUUUGGAUGGUUUGGUUUCUAGGAGUAAUAUCAAAGACAAAAUCCGCCACAAUGAUGAGAUAAUUGAUGCAGCGAAUGAGGUGAUUGAUAGUAUUGACAGGGAAGAAUUAGCAAAAUUUUUUGCAUUGAAAAAUAACACAGAAGAUGAGGAAGCAGAGAAAAUCAAGAAAAAGAUGGAAUCAACCCGAGACCAAUUGGCAGAGGCACUGUACCAAAAGGGGCUUGCACUGGCAGAGAUUGAAUCUUUAAAGUUGGCGGACUUGACUUGGUGUAUAUUGUCAAAGGAGGUGGAUAAACCCUUGGCUUCGUCUGGAACGGAAGGAGCAAAAAAAUCUGUGGACCCUAAGACUGACGACAGUGACGGGCAAUCAGCACCUGAAGAGGGAACUCAGCCAGACUUGUUUGAUGAGAACUUUCAUGAACUGAAGAAGUGGGUUGAUGUGAAGUCCUCUAAGUAUGGAAUCCUCCUAGUAACACGGGAGAGGCGAUGUCAAAGGCUUGGGAUAGCGUUAAAGGCAUUGAUGGACAUGAUUCAAGAUGAUUCUGAUCCACCCAAGAAGAAACUCUAUGAACUAAAGCUCUCUUUGCUUGAUGAGAUCGGAUGGACUCACUUGGCUACAUUCGAGCGACAGUGGAUGCAUGUUCGUUUUCCCCCAUGCUUGCCCCUUUUUUAGGGUCUUCCCACCUAUCUAAUGGAAUAAUGGAAUGUGAUGUUAGCAGGCAUGUCCUUUUAGUUAGUCGUUUUUAUUUUGUGAAAAUAAUUUAUGUCAGUGACAUUUACCUCAGAUUGGUAAAAAGAUGAAAGCAAUUGAAACGUGGUAAUUGACUUGAAUUGCCAUAACUGUGGUCGGAGGAAGUGAAAAGGCAGAGCGCAUUAGCUCAGAGUGGUCGGUGUUUUGAGUUGAAUGGUUUCCUGUUGUUGUAUUCAGAUUUGGCUGUUUGACAAUUAUAAGAAUUCAUAUUGGUUUAUCA
This is a messenger RNA of Prosopis cineraria, 4516 nucleotides long. Its product is annotated as tripeptidyl-peptidase 2. Gene Ontology annotation, biological process: proteolysis. Lineage: Eukaryota; Viridiplantae; Streptophyta; Magnoliopsida; Fabales; Fabaceae. The transcript is spliced from 34 exons. The record is from RefSeq and is a predicted model, not a curated record. Gene Ontology annotation, cellular component: cytosol. The coding region runs from base 16 to 4218 and encodes 1400 amino acids. Gene Ontology annotation, molecular function: serine-type endopeptidase activity; tripeptidyl-peptidase activity.